Messenger RNA from Vanessa atalanta (red admiral), 1642 nucleotides. RefSeq lists its product as uncharacterized. The transcript is spliced from 4 exons. The record is from RefSeq and is a predicted model, not a curated record. NCBI's taxonomy places the organism in Eukaryota, Metazoa, Arthropoda, Insecta, Lepidoptera, Nymphalidae. Bases 99 to 1460 code for a protein of 453 amino acids.
UUAACGGUCGUGCAACUUUUAUUUUAUUCCUGCCCGAAUUUGAUUUAUUCACCGAUGAACUUGUGCUUCAAAACACCGCCGCUGGCUUCAAUUACAAAAUGCUCGCCCAGACCCGGGACUCGUUUUUGGAUGACGAAUUUGGAAGACCUGUAGAGUCUAUUAUGCGAUGUGAGGAUUUCAAAAGCAAUUUUGCGCGAAGGCUUUCAAACCGAUAUAUUUCCAGAUCCUCAGUUUCUGGUUCAAGGCAAGACACUGUGUUGAAAUUGCGUCCAGUUGAAAAACAGGAAAUAAUGAAUAAUGUUCCAGAAAGAAUUGAGCAGUGUUCUCAACUUUCGAAGAGUAGUAAUUUAGAACAAAAUGGAGAAAUCGUCAAGCCCCCAGAUAAGAUGAUCAAGCAGAACGCUGACAUGCGAGGCACGGAGGUAAAUGCUUUAAACAUGGAAGUGGACACAUUACGGUGGCAGCUAGCACAGACCGAAGCCAACAGGCAGAUGCAUAUAGCUUUACUUAAGCAAAUAGUAACCUUUCUAAACAGAGUUAAGGAACACAUUGAAUGCCAAAAACAUGAACCAGAUGUAAGGUUAGAUGCCGUGUCCCCGAUGGUGUUUCCGAGAACCUUAAAUAUAACUGAUUUGCCUCGUUCCCGGUCCGUUUUGCAUGUCAGUAAAAAUCUUGAUUACUCGAUAAGCCCCGUAAAGAAAAUGAGUACAAGGAAAAUCAGCAAAUCGAUUAGUAACGUUAACGGAUAUAAAGAUUGCAGCAGCAUUUGGAGUCAUUCGAAGUUAUCAUUGGUCUCCGAAAACGAGACUGGACAAAAGUUGACAGAAGAGAUGUCGAGGUUAAUCACUCUUGCCAAUACAGUUCUUAGCACUAAACUUCCUGACCUAGCGUGUGCAUGUCUCGGUAAUCGAACUGAUUCAACUCUACAAUUGACUGAAGACGCAAAGAAAGAUGAAGUGAAUGAUCAAAAUGUAAAUGCUUCUUUAAGCUUGUAUAAGAAAACAGAAAACGAAAAAAGUGUCCUAAAUACGAGUUGCGACAGCGAGGCUUACAAUGGCAUAACUAACAAAUUCGCAGACAUGGAGAAUAGUAUUUUGAAUGAUUUUAUUGUAUCGCAAUCCCCGCUUAGUUUCGGGUCGGAAAACAAUUCUUCCGGUGUAAAGCUAUUCGAACGAGAACAGCCGGGUACGCAGAACGGCUUAGUUACAUCGUGUGGGAAAGUAGUACAAACAGUUGACAAAAGAAACGAUUACAAUGCGUCAUCAAAUUUUAUAGAGGAUGAAAGUGGUUUUUCGUCUAUGAGUUCGUUUCAGGAGAUCGGCAUACCGAUCAUAAGUAUAAUACCACCGUCUCCGUGCAAAGAAGUUGAAUAUUUAGAAGAAAUCGCUGACGAGACAGAAAAAUGGAAAACGGACACCAUUGAAUUGGAUAAGCAAAGUGUUAAAGUAUUUUGGGUUUGAUUUCUUAACACAGACACGAACUGUUUUGACACUGCAAUACGAUUACAAUAUUUGUAAAUCAAAUUUAAUGCUUGCAAAUACGAUUUGCUUUUAGGUAACAUUCAUUGUCAUUAACUUUAUUUAUGUCUUACACUAAGUUACAAAAAUAAUUAUGCCGUUUUUAUUUAUAAUAAAGACAGAGU